This is a messenger RNA of Psylliodes chrysocephalus, 903 nucleotides long. Lineage: Eukaryota; Metazoa; Arthropoda; Insecta; Coleoptera; Chrysomelidae. The record is from the annotation of a GenBank genome assembly.
AUGACUUACUUGAACAGAAAACUACGAGUAUUUCUCGAAGUCAAAGAUAAAACGAGCCUCUCUUUAGUAAGAUCAGAAGGGCGUUUGAAAUCCUAUUCUUCGACACUUGAUACAAGAGCAUGGUGUCAAAUAGUUGAAGACCGCAGACAAUCUUUUCUGGAAUACCAAGCCAGAUGCAGAACUGGAAAAUGUCCUGAGGGAGCCAUUUUGCCAACAGAAGUUAAGAUUCAAAUUUUGUUGGAUUGCAAGAAUAAACGGAUAAAGAAAUUAGAAAAGAAAAUAGAAUAUUUUGAAGAAUUAAUAAAAAUAUGUGACGCUUUAUUAACUGCCGAACAAAUGGAGAAAAUGAAUCAAGAGAAAGAGGCUCUCGCUGCUAAGUAUGGCUUAUCUGGUGAGGGUGAAGUUUGUAUUGGCCCUUGCAUUAAAGGUACACAGACAUAUGGUGGAUACUUUGACCUUUGUGACGACGAAUGUACCUGCCUCGCUGAAGAACUAUUAUGUGGACUUCUUAAUUGUAUAGCUAUAAAAGAGAAAUCUGCCAAACCUUCAGAUAAAUCAGCCGUCGAAACCUCUUCUAAGGAAGCCUCUUCCAAAGAAGUUUCUACUGACGUUUCUCUAAAACCAUGUAUUUGUAAUGAAGAAGGCACCGAAGAAAACUCCACUGUAGAAAGUCCUAUUUCCGAAGAUGGUACCGUUUCAAAAUCAACUGAACAGUCUUCUCAAAGCUGUAAAUGUAGUAAUGACGAGUUUGGCGGAACAUCUACUAGUGAACACGAUACAUCUGACGAACCUUCCAGCCAUAUUUCGUCCCAAGAAAGAGGAGAUCAGGACUGCCAGUGUCAUAAAUAUAAAAUGGAUCCAAGAAGCACAUAUAUUUGUAGGGGACCUUGUGCUUGUGGAUAA